GAUUGACGCAAAUGGAAGCUGAUUUUUCAUUACUCCUCGAAUCUCAGGUGUUGAUUAGUUGCCAGAUCGAACCCUAUAUAGAAUAAGCUCAACACGAGAGGUUUGCUUCAUCCCAAAGCAGGAGAGACAUGAAUUCACUAGAAGUUUCCCUCCUCUGUUUCCUACUCUCUAUUAUUUUCAUACCCAACUUCACUGCUUCCCAAAUCCUAUUUCAGGGGUUCAAUUGGGAAUCAGCAAAGAAGGGAGGAUGGUACAACAUCUUGAAGCAGUCUGCAGCUGAACUAGCUUCUUCAGGAAUUACACACGUUUGGCUUCCACCACCUUCUCAUGCUAUUUCAGAUGAAGGAUACAUGCCUGGUAGGCUCUAUGAUCUCGCAUCAAAAUAUGGAAGCCAAGACGAAUUAAAGGCACUGGUAAAAACCUACCAUGACAAGGGGAUACAGAGCAUAGCAGAUAUUGUUAUAAACCACAGAUGUGCAGAGAAGCAAGAUGAGAGAGGAAUAUGGUGCAUUUUUGAAGGAGGAACGCCCGAUGAUCGCCUUGAUUGGGGCCCGUCUCUUAUUUGCAGCGACGACACAAAAUAUUCUGAUGGCAAGGGCAACCCUGACACUGGAGCUGACUUUGGUGGUGCUCCUGACAUUGAUCACAAAAACACAAGGGUCCAGAAUGAGCUCUCGGACUGGAUGAAUUGGUUGAAGACCGAAAUUGGGUUCAGCGGAUGGAGAUUUGAUUUUGUCAGGGGAUAUGCUCCAGAGUUCACCAAGUUGUAUGUAGCAAACACAAAGCCUAGUUUCUCAGUAGGAGAGUUAUGGAAUUCCCUUGCUUAUGAAAGUGAUGGAAAACCCAAGUACAACCAGGACAGCCAUCGCAAAGAGCUUGCUGGAUGGAUAGGGAAUGCUGGAGGAGAGGUUACCGCAUUUGAUUUUACAACUAAAGGGAUACUUCAAGCUGCCGUCCAAGGUGGACUGGGGAGGUUGAAGGACUCAAAUGGAGGGCCUCCUGGAUUGAUUGGAAUAUCGCCACGCAAUAGUGUGACUUUCAUAGACAAUCAUGAUACAGGUUCCACACAAAAGUUGUGGCCAUUUCCAUCAGAUAAAGUCAUUCAGGGAUACGCUUACAUUCUUACUCAUCCAGGGAUCCCAUCGAUAUUCUAUGAUCAUUUCUUUGACUGGGGAUUGAAAGAGGAGAUCUCAAAACUCACUGCGAUUAGGUCCAGGAAAGGGAUCAAGCCCGACAGUGUGGUGCAUAUCCUAGCAGCUGAUCCAGAUCUCUAUGUAGCUUCCAUAGAUGACAAAAUCAUAAUGAAGAUUGGUCCAAGAUAUGAGGUUGGGAACCUUGUACCUCGAACAUUCAAAAUUGCAACUUCUGGAAAGGACUAUUGUGUUUGGGAGAAAACAGCAUGAAGAUCCUGUUUGUAAGCAAUGAAUUAAUAAAGUAAUGCAAAGGUAAAGCAAGCCUAUAGCCUUAUUGGAGCCUCGGGUUUCAGUUUAGAAUAAAUUAGUCUUUAUCAUAGCCACAGCUAAAUUUUACAUUA
Molecule: messenger RNA, 1534 nt
Organism: Rosa chinensis
Lineage: Eukaryota; Viridiplantae; Streptophyta; Magnoliopsida; Rosales; Rosaceae
Product: alpha-amylase
Exons: 5
Coding region: 129-1403 (424 amino acids)
Biological process (GO): carbohydrate metabolic process
Molecular function (GO): alpha-amylase activity; calcium ion binding
Source: RefSeq, a predicted model, not a curated record